Messenger RNA from Angiostrongylus costaricensis, 558 nucleotides. The record is from the annotation of a GenBank genome assembly. NCBI's taxonomy places the organism in Eukaryota, Metazoa, Nematoda, Chromadorea, Rhabditida, Metastrongylidae.
AUGCUCAUAGCCUUAUAUAGAAUAAAGCAGGACGGCUGCGUUGCACCACCGGUUCCAUCUUCCAAAAUUCGACGUGCAACUUCGUCGGUGAAAAAACGAACAACACGAAGACUGGACGGAAUAAUAUCCGAAGACCUAGCGAAUAUUCCACUUGUCCUCAUAAACACACUUUUUCGGCUCUUCACACGUUACCUGUCUGAAUGCAAGGUACAGUGGAAGACCAGCAAGACCAUACUAUUGUUCAGGAAAGACGACCUCCACGAUAUCCGGAACAAUAGUCCAAUCCUGUUGUUGUCUGUCGUCAACAAACUUUUCGGUCCAGUCAUCACAAACAGGACUGUUAGAACACUGGACGAUGGAGAGCCAUAUGAGCAAGCAGGGCGUCGAAAAGGAUUUGCUACGAUGGACCACAUCUACAUGAUAGCAAAACUCAAUGAAUUAUCGCGAGAGUACAAAAGAUCGCUCUGCCUCACUUUCAUCAAUUUAAAGAAAGCUUGUGAAUUUAAUGAGACAGGAGCAAUCACACAAACUCUGGACAACAAGAGUGUCCUUACUUAG